Molecule: messenger RNA, 2028 nt
Organism: Neodiprion virginianus
Lineage: Eukaryota; Metazoa; Arthropoda; Insecta; Hymenoptera; Diprionidae
Product: alpha-glucosidase-like
Exons: 6
Coding region: 32-1783 (583 amino acids)
Biological process (GO): carbohydrate metabolic process
Source: RefSeq, a predicted model, not a curated record
AUUUCAAGCGACGAAGAAUUCGAGUGUCACGAUGUGUGCUCCCCAGCUGCUCUUCCUCAUCCUUGCUGCUGCGGCAUCGGUUGAUGCCGUAACUUACAAUGUCACCGCACCCACCGAGUGGUGGCAGAAAAACGUUAUCUACGAAGUUUGGGUCGAAUCGUUUAAGGACAGUGAUGGCGAUGGAAAAGGAGAUCUGAAUGGUAUCAAGAGCAAACUGGAACACUUUGUCGACCUGGGCGUGACGUGCAUUUGGCUGCCGCCCAUAUACGAGACUCCCAUGGUUGACAGUGGCUACGACAUUUCCAAUUUCACUGCCGUGAACACAGAUUACGGGACACUUGACGAUUUCGAUGCACUGGUAACUGCGGCCCAUGAAUUGGGACUAAAAGUAAUCAUCGACUUUGUUCCCAACCACACGAGUGACGAACACGAAUGGUUCCUCAAAGCAAAACAGGGAAUCGAACCAUACUACAGUUACUACGUCUGGAACAAAGGAGUUUAUUACGGCGACUAUCUUAGUUAUCCAAAUAAUUGGUUGGACGUCUUCAACGACGGCACCGUUUGGGAAUGGGUCGACGAACGCGAAGCUUAUUAUCUUCAUCAAUUCAGCGUGCACGAAGUCGACCUUAACUGGACGAACCCUCUCGUGAUGUCGGAAAUGAAGAACGUUCUUACGUUCUGGCUUGAUCAUGACGUAGAUGGCUUCCGUAUCGACGCUGCGCCGUACUAUGUAGAGUCUUCUACUUUGGAGAACGAAACUAGGUCCGACAAGGAUGUCGAUUCAACCAAUUAUUUCUACCUGAACCACACCCAAACAAAGGAUCAACCAGAAAAUUAUCCUAUCGUGCAAGAGUGGAAGGAACACAUAAACAAUUACACAGUCUCAAAGGGUAACGACAAGGUUCGGUUCAUCUGCACGGAAGGAUACUCUGACAUUGAAUACGUUAUGAAAUGGUAUGACUACGAUGAUGACUUUCCAUUCAACUUUUACUUCAUCAAAGACGGAGAUAUCGCCAACGAUGCUGUUAUAGAUACAGCGGGGGACAUCUACGACAUAUUCAUCAAAUGGCUCGACAAUAUGCCAUCGGGUAAAACAGCUAAUUGGGUGCUCGGAAAUCACGACAUGAAUCGAAUCGCUACACGGGUCGGACUCUACCGAACUGAUGGACUUCACUUGUCGACACUUUUGCUGCCUGGUGUUUUCACCAUGUACAAUGGUGAUGAGCUCGGUAUGACCAACACAUAUCUCACGUGGGCAGAAACUACCGAUGUCCGAGCUUGCAGUACGACUAAUACAACUUACACUCUGUACUCGCGAGACCCCGUGCGCACUCCGUACCAAUGGGACAACACCACUUCUGCCGGUUUCUCCACAAACUCUACAACUUUCCUCAAGGUCAAUCCGGACUACGUGACAGUAAACCUUGCCGCUGAGAAAGAGGCCGAUUUCAGUCAUUACCAAAAUAUACAAAAAGCAAUUGCUCUACGUAACACCACCGUAUGGGAAGAAGGAACAGUCGACGUCGAACUUAUUGAAGAUCAGAUGGUAGGUAUCGCUAGGCAGCUUGACGGUGAGAAUCCGAUAGUUGUGUUGAUGAACUGGGAAAAUUCCACCGUCACGGUCGACUUGGAUGAUUACUUUGACGAUCUGCCCGAUACCCUGGAACUUGUUAUAGCUGAUAUGUACUCCGGACUGAACGACAACGUCGGAGAUACAUACGAAAAAUCGAGCAUAGAGGUCCCGGAGCAUGGCUCAAUGGUACUCCUGGGUGUGAGUUCGUAAGACCACCGCUGAAUUCAUCCGUAACAUUCUGAUGGUGCAAUAUAUGGGCAACGAACAUGCUGAGAUCUUUUCAAACAUCCGGCAAAGAAAAUGGACGAAACUUAUAGCAAACGAGAUUCAUAACUCCUUGAGAAUUACUAACAACUGAAAUUCUUGGCCUGCUGCCUGCGAAAAAGUAUUUGAGACCUACUCCAAAUUGUAGCCCAAUAAUUACAAAAUAAAGAUAAGCCAACCACUACUUUAAA